Messenger RNA from Trichomonas vaginalis G3, 3000 nucleotides. Its product is annotated as RNA polymerase II transcription regulator recruiting protein. The record is from RefSeq and is a predicted model, not a curated record. NCBI's taxonomy places the organism in Eukaryota, Parabasalia, Trichomonadida, Trichomonadidae. The transcript has a single exon. Bases 1 to 3000 code for a protein of 999 amino acids. Gene Ontology annotation, molecular function: RNA polymerase II cis-regulatory region sequence-specific DNA binding; protein binding; DNA-binding transcription factor activity, RNA polymerase II-specific. Gene Ontology annotation, biological process: regulation of DNA-templated transcription. Gene Ontology annotation, cellular component: nucleus.
AUGGAGAUCCACGUUAUAUUGCCAACCAAUGAAUUAAUCACUUUGCAGAUUACAAAAAUAACUAGUUCAGUCGAUCUAAAGUCGAUAAUAGCCGAAAAAAUUAAAUGUCCUAUAUCAUAUAUUCAUCUAUUUGUUAGAAAUGUCGAGAUAAUAGAUCCAACCGUUAUAAGUUCCCUACAAAUACCAGAAAACAUGGCAAUUAUUUGCAGAAAACUCGAAGACACGAAUAAUCAGAUUAUUAAUAUAUCUAAUACAACAAAACCUUCGAGCACGCCAGCUGUCCCAAUAAAAAUCAUGCCUCCAAAAGUAAAAAUAUCGAAAAAAUAUAAGAACGAUCCUCCCGAUUUUGAAGAAAAGCUACAAUUUAUGGAAAAUAUGGGCUUUUCGCACUACGUUGUUAAAGCAAUACUUAGAAUAUCCAAUUACGAUACUGAAAAAGCAAUAUUACGUCUCAAGGGUGAACAGAUAUUUACGAAGUCCGAUUAUUUCACUUCACCAGACUUACAACCGGCUACAUCAAGUCCCAAACCAAUGCCAACAGAGAAUUCCCCGCUAUCCAGUCUAAUUACUACGAUGAAUCAUGAAAUACAAAAUUCAACGGAAGAAUAUGAGAGUUCAGAAGUAUUUAAUUUACUAGAUUCUGUUUGCAAUCAAGAAAAAUCUCAAGUACAGGCAGACGAAAAACAGGCAGAUCAGUCAUCAAAAGCACCUACAACAAGAUCUAAAAGAUGGUCGUAUGAAGAAGAGGAAAUCCUAGUAACCAAAUACGCAGAAUUAGGCUCCGACUGGAAUUCCAUCGCCAGCUAUAUUCCAGGCCGCACAGCAAGCGCUAUUAUGCAACAUUUUCAGAUUCAUAAUAAAUAUCUUAUGACAAUAAAGCCAAAAGUCGGAUCAAAGACACUUUCCAUAGGUGGAUCAUCAAGUUCUGGUUCCCAACCUGGUGUUUCCUUAUCACAUUCUCAGUCAUUUGAUCUUCAAUUUGACGAAAAGAACAAUGACAUGCUGUUCGAAGCCUGGAAGAUAUAUGGAAAUGACUGGGAUUCCAUUUCAUGCAUAUUUCCACAGUAUUCGACCCAAACUCUCUCAAGUUAUUGGAAUAAUAUUUUAUUACCUAAAUAUUUGACGACAAACAUGAUUCCAUUCCAAGCAGAUGAGGAAUCAGGUGACUUUACAUACAGAUUGCCAAAGAGUUCUCGUAAAAAAGUCCGAUCAUAUUCAUUAUCUAAGUCAGUUAUCAUGCAGGAUAUUCAGAAUGAACCAGCUCAGUCCCAGCAACCAGCAUCUCAGACAACACAGAACGAGUCCAAUGAAAAUUCAUCCCAAAGUGAACCUCGUUACGCCCCUAACAACCGUUUUCUUCUAUGGACUGCAGAGGAAGAGAACACAGUUAUAAACAUGAAGAUGAAAGGUGCCUCAUUCGAGGAGAUCUCUUCUGUUCUCACGAAUAGGACUGCUUCGACAAUUGCAACGAGAUGGUAUCAGAAAUUACAGAAACAGCUUCAAAAAUCAUCACAAACUGAGGAAGAAGUACAAUCAGAACAAAAUGGAUACGACUACGAUGGCGAAGAAUCAAACGAAGAUGAUUUUGAUAAUAAUAAUGGUUCUAAAAGACAAUGGACACAGAAAGAAGACGAACUAUUAUUACAGUUAUACAAAGAACAUCAUUCCAACUGGGAAAAGAUCAACUCUUUCUUCACAAACAGAACUCCUGCUGCUUGUAGAAUGCACUGCUAUUUCCUUAGGCAUAAAAGUGACAACGACCAAGCGACCAACCAAGGACCUUCUACAGGAAGUGCCAUGCAGAGACGCAAUUCUGUUAGUGCAUUGCCAGUUGGAGGUCCUGCACAGUCUACUUUGCCUGUUCCAUCGAUUUCUCAGAGUAUGAAUGAUAGUGCAAGCUCUGCAAAGUCGAAUGAAAGCGAUGAAGAAUACGUAGAGCAACAACCAGUCUCAGAGCCUAAUUUAAAGCGUACUUAUAAUAGCUGGACUGAAGAGGAAGAUAAGAAAUUAAUUGCGGCUAUAGAAAAAGGCGCAACAUGGCAUGAGAUAUACGCAAUGUUCCCAGAAAGGAAAGAUACAUCAAUCAGGACACAUUGUCAGUGCACUUUGAAGAAGAAGAGGAAGAAUUUGAAUUUGCCAUCAGGAAAUCAGAAACAAUGGCUCAAAGAAGAAGACAAGAAGAUCAUUGAUAUGAAGACAAAUGGAAAACCAUGGCAGGAGAUAGCAGCAGCAUUGCCAGGAAGGACUCCUGCGGCUAUCCAGUCGAGAUGGAACUUGAAAUUAAAGUUAAAAGUGGACAAAGAGCCAGGAAGUUCCACAGGGCCAUCGAAGACACGUUCAGUAACAUUUACAAAGCGCGAAGAGAACAUGAUUCUGAGGAAAAAGAAAGAAGGAUCUUCAUGGGAAGAAAUUACUCAACUUUUCACUCCGAAAAAGGCUGCUCACGUCAAGCAAUAUUACGAUCUCUACUUGAAAGGCGAAUUCGACGGCGAAAAGUAUGAAAUCAAGGACAAUGCCGAAAAAAGAGAAUAUGAAAGCGACAAUUUCGACCAAAAUGAGGACAAAAGUAAUUCGGAAGACUCUCCCGAGUGGACAGCAGAAGAUGAUAAUGUCAUUAUUAGUGAAUUGAAUAAGAAAACUAUUAAUCCUGACAUUGUAAAGCUGUUUCCAAACAGAUCUAAGAUAAAUGUUUACAGAAGAAUCGAGAAAAUCAAAUCAGACAUUGCCCAUAGCGCUCCUACUGAGACAGUACCAACACAGCCUGAGAAACAAACUCCAGAACCUCAAAAUGAAACACAACAGAGAAUUAUCCAAGAAACAAAUAUCCAAACUCCAAUAGAACAUAGCAUUGUGCCUUGGUCUGACUAUGAGGAUAAUAUGCUUCUUGCGAAAAUGAAUGAAAAAGUUCCUAUUUCGACAAUUUGUGAUGUUCUUCCAGGAAGAACUGAAAAGGAGAUCUUAGAGAGAUACAAAGAGAUCAAUAAGAGCGAUAUUAUCUAA